This is a messenger RNA of Paramuricea clavata, 1317 nucleotides long. The record is from the annotation of a GenBank genome assembly. NCBI's taxonomy places the organism in Eukaryota, Metazoa, Cnidaria, Anthozoa, Malacalcyonacea, Plexauridae.
AUGGCGGGUAUAAACCAAAAGCAACUGCAAAGGUUAAUAAUUUUAAUUGUGCUUCGCAGAAGACUACGCAGACAAAAUGAAAAGUACAAGAAGCGGUUUUGGAUGCGGAAAAUUUAUCAAGAACGCAUCUUAAAGGGAGAAUUCCACCUAUUAAUCAAAGAAAUAAUCCUUUUUGACCACGAGUACUUUUUCCGAUGUUUUAGAAUGGUACCAGCGACUUUUGAAAAGCUUCUUUCUUGGGUUUCUCCUUACAUACAGAAAAAAACAACAAAAAUGCGCGAACCCGUUUCACCCAGUGAAAGAUUAUCAGUUACUUUGAGGUACCUAGUUACGGGAGAUGAACAAACUAGUAUAGCAGCUAGUUAUCGUAUUAGCCCUUCGACCAUUGGGAGGAUUAUUGGUGAAACCUGUCAAGUUCUUUGGCAAGUUUUGAUCGAAAAGGGUUACUUAACUGCACCAAAAACUAAAGAACACUGGAAGAAAAUUGCUAGAGAAUUUGAAACUAGAUGGAACUUCCCACAUGCACUAGGUGCCAUCGAUGGAAAACACGUAGUGAUGCAGGCACCUGCUCGUUCUGGAUCUGAUUACUUUAAUUAUAAGAAGACACACAGUGUUGUUCUUAUGGCAAUCUGCAAUGCAGACUAUGAAUUUACACUUGUAGACAUUGGUGAUGCUGGUAGACAGAGCGAUGGUAGUGUAUAUGCCAAUAGCUUUCUUGGCCAUGCCAUAGAUAAUAAUCUAUUGCAACUCCCUGAGGCUGAAAAACUCGACCCAUCUGACCCAUCAAGCAAAACUUACCCUUACGUAUUUGUCGCUGACGAUGCCUUCGGACUCAAGACGUUUAUGAUGAAACCUUACCCAGGACAGAACUUGACCAUUGCAGAAAGAGUGUUCAAUUACAGACUAUCAAGAGCACGACGAAUUAUUGAGAAUUGUUUUGGAGUUGCAACAUCACGUUUUAGAGUGUUUCGAAAGCCUAUCAUUGCAAACGUAGAGAAGGUGAUAAAUAUCACCAAAGCGGUUGUUGUUUUGCACAACUUUUUAAUGGCAACAAGAUCUCCGGAAGAUACCCACAGUUACUGUCCACUUAACUACACAGAUCAUGAAUCAGCAGCUGGUCAACAAUCUGGAGAAUGGAGGAGGGGGGAAAACAUAAAUGAAGGGAUUGUCCCUAUACCUCAGACUGGCUCAAACAACUAUUCUAAAUCAGCCAAAAAUGUUCGUGAUGACUUCAAGGAAUAUUUCAAUUCCAAACAGGGAGCAGUCAGCUGGCAAAUGGAUAUGGUUACACGAACUUUAAAUACAUUUGACAAAUAG